Periophthalmus magnuspinnatus is the source of this 2703-nucleotide messenger RNA. It is a transcript of the gene trpv1, whose product is annotated as transient receptor potential cation channel, subfamily V, member 1. Lineage: Eukaryota; Metazoa; Chordata; Actinopteri; Gobiiformes; Gobiidae. Gene Ontology annotation, cellular component: membrane. Bases 190 to 2520 code for a protein of 776 amino acids. Gene Ontology annotation, molecular function: calcium channel activity; protein binding. Gene Ontology annotation, biological process: calcium ion import across plasma membrane. The transcript is spliced from 16 exons. The record is from RefSeq and is a predicted model, not a curated record.
GUGCUCUGAUAUUCUCUAGGGCGGGUCACCCUAUCUGUUCUGCUGCUUCUCUUCUCAGAAGUGUUAGGUUCAACCAGCAUCUCACCAAGGACACAGCUCUACUGGACUAUUGCAUAUCUACGGCUACUCUCAGUGACGAACGUAUGACAGGAUUUCAAUUUUGUGGAGCAAAGCUGACCUCGGUUCAAGAUGAGCAAGACUGAGAUGUUUGGAUUCCAGCUGGAAGUAGACGACAGAACAGAGAAGGAGAGAGCUGAACAUAGAGCUCAGAAUAAAGAUGAGUCUGGGUCGUCGAGAAAAUCUCCCAAAGCUCCUAUGGACACAGACUACGAGGAGAAAAUGGAUCCACUCAAAUCCAAAAUUAGAUUUGUGGGAAUGCCAAAAAUGACCAAUAAUAGUGAUGACAGUAACAACAGACAGAGCCAAAGGUUCACCAGAGAGAGGCUGUUUGAGGCGGUGGCCAGUGGUGAUGUAAGCCAAUUGGAUGGACUACACCAGUACCUUCGACAGAGGAUGAUGAGGCUCUCGGACGAUCUGUAUCAAUCAUAUGGGAAAACAUCUCUUAUGAAAGCGCUUCUACACCUCAGAGAUGGUCAAAACUUAACAGUGGAGCUUUUAAUCGAUAUCUCUGAAAAGUUGGGUGACAUCCAUAAGUUUGUGAAUGCAGCCUACACAAACAGCUACUAUAAAGGCCAAACAGCCCUGCAUAUUGCCAUUGAGCGGAGGAGUUUGUCUUAUGUGCAGCUGCUGGUCAGUAAAGGAGCUGAUGUUCAUGCUAAAGCCUGUGGGAAGUUCUUCCAGCCACAUGACGGACCUAACUUCUACUUUGGUGAACUGCCCCUUUCCCUGGCAGCCUGCACCAACCAGCCUGAGAUGGUGGACUUUCUGAUGCUGAACGAGUACAAAAAGGUCGAUCCUAAAGAGGUGGAUUCUCAUGGAAACACAGUGCUGCAUGCUCUGGUCACUAUCGCCGAUAACUCUGAAGCAAACACAGAGUUCAUCACCAGCAUGUAUGACCGCAUCCUCAGGACUACAGCCAGCCUGCAGUCCAAAGUCAAACUGGAGGAUAUAGAGAACCACAACAGGCUCACGCCUCUCAAAAUGGCUGCCAAGACCGGAAAGAUAGGGCUUUUCUCCCACAUUCUGAAACGAGAGUUUCAUGAACCUCACACCAAACACUUGUCCCGAAAAUUCACUGAGUGGGUUUAUGGUCCGGUGCAAAGUUCCCUCUACGACCUGAAUUCUGUGGACUCCCUGGAAAAGAAGUCUGUGCUGGAGAUACUGGUCUACGGCAAUAGCAUUCCAAAUCGUCACGAGAUGCUGGAAACUGAGCCUUUAAAUCACCUGCUCGACGAGAAGUGGAAGAGAUUUGCUGGAGGCAUAUUUUUCUUUAAUUUUCUGGUCUAUCUGCUAUACUUGCUGAUUUUCACCAUUGUGGCUUAUAAUAAGAAGGACAACAAUCCUCCGUUUCCUGUUGAGCACACACCUUUAGGAUACCUUUAUGUGGCAGGCCAACUGCUGAUAGCACUAGCAAACUUAUUUUUCUUUGUUACAGCGAUUAUAGAAAUGAAAAGGAAGCGGCCAAAGUUAGAAACAUUGCUUAUUGAUGGAUAUUACGACAUUCUUUUUUUCUGCCAGGCCUUGCUGUUCCUGGCUGCUGCGAUGCUAUAUGUCGGGAAGAGACAGGAGUAUCUGGGCUUCUUGGUGCUGUGUUUGGCUCUGAGCUGGGUCAACCUGCUCUACUACUCCAGAGGAGACAAGCACAUGGGCAUCUACAGCGUCAUGAUACAGAAGAUGAUUCUCAGUGAUAUUCUGCGGUUUCUCUUUGUCUAUGUCGUGUUUCUCUUUGGCUUUUCUGCAGCUGUGGUCACCCUCCUCAUUGAACCUCCUCCUGCCCCUGUAAAGAACACCACAAGAGGGCGCUUCGGAUAUACUACUCACUCUGUUGAAGACGGGUAUACCUGUGUCAAACCCACCUUUAGGAACAUUUCAUACACAACACUGGAGCUAUUUAAGUUCACUAUUGGGAUGGGGGACAUGGAGUUCACGGAGCAUUAUCAGUAUAAAGAGGUGUUCUACGUUCUGCUGAUCGGUUACAUCAUCCUCACCUACAUCCUGCUGCUCAACAUGCUCAUUGCUCUCAUGAACCGCACUGUGGAGAAGCUCACACUGGAGACCACCAGUAUAUGGAAGCUGCAGAGGGCUAUGACCAUCCUGGACAUGGAGAAGAGGCUGCCCUACUGUCUGAAGAAGAGGUUCCGCUGUGGAAUGGACAAGAACUUGGGCACUGCUCUGGGAGACGACAGACGCCGCUGCUUUAGAGUGGAGGAAGUCAACUGGAACAAAUGGAACAGCAACCUGGUCAAAAUACAAAUCAAUGAGGACCCUGGAUGGUACGACAGAGAGCGGAGUGCCAAUACACCACCACCACUUCGACCAAGCAGAGGGCGGAGCUGGAGAGUCUUUUCUCGAGACCGGAGUUUGCAGGGAUAUCAGUCUGCUGAGAUGCUUCAAGUUUAGCACGUCUUUGCUGAACCAAUACAAGGCAUUGAAAUAAUGUUUACUAUUGUAUAAUACUAUAUACUGAGUUUACAAAAAACUCCCAAAGAGUGAAAUGCAUUUCUUCUGAUUUUGCAUUCUCUGUAGUAGCCCAUAUGGGAAGGACUUUUGAGACUCUAAGGCAUUAUAUUGUCGGAAUAAAGG